Ectocarpus siliculosus is the source of this 402-nucleotide messenger RNA. Lineage: Eukaryota; Phaeophyceae; Ectocarpales; Ectocarpaceae. The record is from the annotation of a GenBank genome assembly.
AUGCCCGACAAGGCGUCUGGUCUUUUGGGACACAACAAGAACAAGUCUGAGCACAGAGCGUGCAUCUUCUGCGAUCAGGUGCUCGACCUGUCGCUGGCGUUGUGUAACGCUUUGGAGUACCUCCACGAUGUGGCGGUGCCUGGACGCAUCGUGUGUCACCGAGACCUCAAGCCGGACAACAUCGGUUUCGCGUAGGAUGGCACGUUGAAGCUCAUUGACUUCGGACUGGGAAAGGCAACUCACGGGUCCGUACUUCCACCAGGAUUGGGCGAUAGGAAAAAACUGGAAGAGGGGGGGGGCGGGGGGGCGGGGGGGGUGUACUCAUUGUCGUGCAUGCCGUAGUCGUUAGACCAUUGACCUCGCAUCCCUACAAAGCCGGGACGGAGCACGCCGGGUUCUCAC